UGUACGUAUAAGUUGUUUUGUAUUUGCACUUGAUGAGAGAGCUGGAUUCCCAAAGUGGCACGAAAAAAAGGAGAAAAAGACUCAAAAAAUGGGGCGCAUGAUCAACAAUCAGCAUCUCCCCAGCUCAUCAGAAUCUGACCUUACUUCUUGUCCCUCUCUCUCUCUCUCUCUCUCUCUCUCUCCUCAACACUAGAAGGCCAUGUUACCACUAAAGCUGGUUCGCUCUCUGGUUUCCGGCGAUGAUGUCACGAACCCCCUUUUCCUCUGCAUCCACCACCACAAUCUCGAACACGAGAGCGACGACAACGAGGAUCCCACUCUCUCGAGAAACAAAACCCCAUUGAUGCUCUUCCUCCCCAAUCAAGAAUUGGUUAGAGACACAUACAGAUUGGCCUCCAUUGCUAGAGCCAUCGGAAUGGAUCUCCAACCCAACCCUUCUCUCUCCCACAUCAUCUUCUCAUGGCCAUCGCCGCCGCCGCCCCAGUCAUGCACGUUGUCGUCCUCAUCAACAUCACCACAUUCAUGGGCUUCAUCGUCUGCACCGUCAUCAUCGCUGUCGUAUUCAUGGUCGCUGCCAGAUGGCAGCGUGCCGCUACCGUUCCCCUCCUUCGCCACCGCGUCCCUCUCCCACCUCCGCCUCUUCGUCAGCCUCUCCAAGGGCUACUUCAAGCUGGCCUUCUUGAAAAACGGCUGCACCCCUCUUGAAAAAAUCGAAUCUUUCAGCAAUAAUAACUGGCAUUGCACCUCGCUUUCGCUCUUCGCCGCAAGCACCGGCGAGCGCGUUGAGUCCAUGGAUGGAUUUUCGAGGGCCUUGCUUGGGAAGGGGUGGGCCCUUUUCAAGACUAAUUGUGGUAGCGAGAGAGAUUUUCAAGAUUCUACGGAGAGGGAAUUAUAUUUGUAUAAAAAGUUGGAUGCGAGUAGGAUUUGUAGAAAUGGGGAUUUGAGGGAAUGCAGUAGGGCCAGAGAGUUGAGGCUGCCGGCAUUGGAUUUUAGGAAUGCGCCAUUGAGGAUUUUGCAGUAUAUUCUUCUCAUGACUGACGAUGUCUUCUACCUUGCCUAGCAAUAGCAAUUCAAGACAUGAGAGGUAAUAGAAGCGCCCAGGUGAACUUGAUGGCCCAUAGGCAAAUUGCAGGUCACUUUGUUGGCAAAUAUGUAAAGAAAUUGAGUUCACCUCUCAUUGAGACUUUAUUGCUAUGGCGCGGAAUGAUGAUAGAUAUGAGUUCACCUCUGUAUGCUCAGCUACUAAUUGUGCUAUAAGAAGUAGAGAGAGAUCUGGUUGAGUGGUGAUCCCAGGAACUUCGGUCUGUACUCUGGCAUAUAAAUGAAGGGAUGGAAGAGGGUUACGUUCACCAUGAAAUGACUCGGAACUUGGAUCUCAGUCUGUUUGAGAUUGCUCAUUAUAAUCAUGACCAAGGAUGUUUUCGUGCAAGCCAGGGAUAAGGAAUGAAUAAACAGAACCGGUCCUCGCAGAUGACUGAUGUUUCAAAAUGUAUGAAUUCUGCUUUAGAUUGUUAUUGAGAUAUAGAUUAGCUACUGCUGGGAAAUAAAAUUGAUCUUGCAAAGCAUGUACGAAGUUAUAGUGUGUUUUGCUGCUUUAUACAGUUGCUGCAUUUAGCUUACAAUGUCUUGCAAUUCUACAAGUUGGAUUGAAUUUGUUCUACUUUACAAA
Molecule: messenger RNA, 1669 nt
Organism: Salvia miltiorrhiza (redroot sage)
Lineage: Eukaryota; Viridiplantae; Streptophyta; Magnoliopsida; Lamiales; Lamiaceae
Exons: 4
Coding region: 200-1060 (286 amino acids)
Source: RefSeq, a predicted model, not a curated record